GCGCGCAGAUCGCUCCGGACCCGGACACCGCCUGCGAGGAGCGCCGACCAGCCGGGAAGGGUUCGCGCUAGGCGGCGCCCGGGUCCCGUCGGCCAGGGUGAGCGUCCGGCCCGCGUCCGCGCCACGCCCGCCGCGUUCCCCUUUCCUCUGCGGCGGGCCGAGAGAUAACCCUGCCCGAGGGGUCCCGGCGCCCGCCCCCCACGCGGUCGCACUGGAAUUCGCAGCCCCUCUCGGGUCCCCGGGGCGCAUUUUGCAGUCUGAGUGGCAAUGCACUUGCUCCAGGACAGGCGGCUACCCCGCCGCAGCGGAGGCGCGGACUUUUCUUUUGGGGGGUCUCGCCGGCUCGCCGCGCUCCCCACCUUGCCUGCGCCCGCCCGGAGCCAGCGGUUCUCCAAGCACCCAGCAUCCUGCUAGACGCGCCGCGCACCGACGGAGGGGACAUGGGCAGAGCAAUGGUGGCCAGGCUCGGGCUGGGGCUGCUGCUGCUGGCACUGCUCCUACCCACGCAGAUUUAUUCCAGUGAAACAACAACUGGAACUUCAAGUAACUCCUCCCAGAGUACUUCCAACUCUGGGUUGGCCCCAAAUCCAACUAAUGCCACCACCAAGGCGGCUGGUGGUGCCCUGCAGUCAACAGCCAGUCUCUUCGUGGUCUCACUCUCUCUUCUGCAUCUCUACUCUUAAGAGACUCAGGCCAAGAAACGUCUUCUAAAUUUCCCCAUCUUCUAAACCCAAUCCAAAUGGCGUCUGGAAGUCCAAUGUGGCAAGGAAAAACAGGUCUUCAUCGAAUCUACUAAUUCCACACCUUUUAUUGACACAGAAAAUGUUGAGAAUCCCAAAUUUGAUUGAUUUGAAGAACAUGUGAGAGGUUUGACUAGAUGAUGGAUGCCAAUAUUAAAUCUGCUGGAGUUUCAUGUACAAGAUGAAGGAGAGGCAACAUCCAAAAUAGUUAAGACAUGAUUUCCUUGAAUGUGGCUUGAGAAAUAUGGACACUUAAUACUACCUUGAAAAUAAGAAUAGAAAUAAAGGAUGGGAUUGUGGAAUGGAGAUUCAGUUUUCAUUUGGUUCAUUAAUUCUAUAAGGCCAUAAAACAGGUAAUAUAAAAAGCUUCCAUGAUUCUAUUUAUAUGUACAUGAGAAGGAACUUCCAGGUGUUACUGUAAUUCCUCAACGUAUUGUUUCGACAGCACUAAUUUAAUGCCGAUAUACUCUAGAUGAAGUUUUACAUUGUUGAGCUAUUGCUGUUCUCUUGGGAACUGAACUCACUUUCCUCCUGAGGCUUUGGAUUUGACAUUGCAUUUGACCUUUUAUGUAGUAAUUGACAUGUGCCAGGGCAAUGAUGAAUGAGAAUCUACCCCCAGAUCCAAGCAUCCUGAGCAACUCUUGAUUAUCCAUAUUGAGUCAAAUGGUAGGCAUUUCCUAUCACCUGUUUCCAUUCAACAAGAGCACUACAUUCAUUUAGCUAAACGGAUUCCAAAGAGUAGAAUUGCAUUGACCACGACUAAUUUCAAAAUGCUUUUUAUUAUUAUUAUUUUUUAGACAGUCUCACUUUGUCGCCCAGGCCGGAGUGCAGUGGUGCGAUCUCAGAUCAGUGUACCAUUUGCCUCCCGGGCUCAAGCGAUUCUCCUGCCUCAGCCUCCCAAGUAGCUGGGAUUACAGGCACCUGCCACCAUGCCCGGCUAAUUUUUGUAAUUUUAGUAGAGACAGGGUUUCACCAUGUUGCCCAGGCUGGUUUCGAACUCCUGACCUCAGGUGAUCCACCCGCCUCGGCCUCCCAAAGUGCUGGGAUUACAGGCUUGAGCCCCCGCGCCCAGCCAUCAAAAUGCUUUUUAUUUCUGCAUAUGUUGAAUACUUUUUACAAUUUAAAAAAAUGAUCUGUUUUGAAGGCAAAAUUGCAAAUCUUGAAAUUAAGAAGGCAAAAAUGUAAAGGAGUCAAAACUAUAAAUCAAGUAUUUGGGAAGUGAAGACUGGAAGCUAAUUUGCAUUAAAUUCACAAACUUUUAUACUCUUUCUGUAUAUACAUUUUUUUUCUUUAAAAAACAACUAUGGAUCAGAAUAGCCACAUUUAGAACACUUUUUGUUAUCAGUCAAUAUUUUUAGAUAGUUAGAACCUGGUCCUAAGCCUAAAAGUGGGCUUGAUUCUGCAGUAAAUCUUUUACAACUGCCUCGACACACAUAAACCUUUUUAAAAAUAGACACUCCCCGAAGUCUUUUGUUCGCAUGGUCACACACUGAUGCUUAGAUGUUCCAGUAAUCUAAUAUGGCCACAGUAGUCUUGAUGACCAAAGUCCUUUUUUUCCAUCUUUAGAAAACUACAUGGGAACAAACAGAUCGAACAGUUUUGAAGCUACUGUGUGUGUGAAUGAACACUCUUGCUUUAUUCCAGAAUGCUGUACAUCUAUUUUGGAUUGUAUAUUGUGUUUGUGUAUUUACGCUUUGAUUCAUAGUAACUUCUUAUGGAAUUGAUUUGCAUUGAACACAAACUGUAAAUAAAAAGAAAUGGCUGAAAGAGCAA
Messenger RNA from Homo sapiens (human), 2513 nucleotides. RefSeq names its product CD24 molecule (gene CD24). The record is from RefSeq and is marked reviewed. Gene Ontology annotation, biological process: regulation of cytokine-mediated signaling pathway; negative regulation of inflammatory response to wounding; response to molecule of bacterial origin. The transcript is spliced from 3 exons. Lineage: Eukaryota; Metazoa; Chordata; Mammalia; Primates; Hominidae. Gene Ontology annotation, molecular function: Hsp90 protein binding; carbohydrate binding; Hsp70 protein binding. Gene Ontology annotation, cellular component: external side of plasma membrane; motile cilium; microvillus membrane. The coding region runs from base 441 to 683 and encodes 80 amino acids.